AUGCGUCGCUGUUACUCGUUGAAUCCGUGGAUUUUUACGCAUACUUCCUUGAAUGUCAUCCCUGAAGAAAUCGAUGACGAGACAUGCUUUGAGCAGAUAUCCUUAGAUCGACACACUUGGCAAGACUUGAAAGCUGGACAUACCAUUAAUGGUACGGCACGUAACCUUCUUUCCGCGUCCACCAUCAAUCACAAUGGUGCUAUUUAUCAUCAAGUUUGUGACGACUUAUGCUUAACUUAA
Molecule: messenger RNA, 240 nt
Organism: Thelazia callipaeda (thelaziosis nematode)
Lineage: Eukaryota; Metazoa; Nematoda; Chromadorea; Rhabditida; Thelaziidae
Source: the annotation of a GenBank genome assembly